UCAUUACGGGAGAGGAAUUAAGAACAAGACGCAAGAAGAGAGCUCGUCGAUCAAACACAUCAUAUUUUUAUACAAGCUACAAGUUCUAUCAUUCAACCAAUCAAGUUCAAGUUAAAAAUUAGGAACGACGACAAAUAUCAAGGCGUUCAAUAUCAAGUUACUUGGUGGUAAAUAAUUAAAAUCCAAACUCAAAUACGAAGAUUCAAGAUCAAGCUACUCAAGAGAAGAUGGAAAAGGGCUUCUUCAAGUUUUUCUCCCCUGAAAGGAGCUCAAAGCGGCUGAAAAUCCCCAUAGCUUAUACAGAUUACAUGGAUGGAGAGUUACCUAUGAAGGUUUCUCUUAGGGAUCGGUUCGGUAAUAUGUGGCAUAUAGGAUUAGCCAAAAUAGGAAAAGAUUUUUAUUUUCAAUAUGGAUGGGAGAAAUUCAUUGAGGAGAGUACAUUAGAGUAUGGAGACUUUUUGAUUUUUGACUAUGAUGGAAAUGGAGUAUUUGACUUCAAAUUACUUGGACACACUUGUUGUGAAAAGGAAGAAGCUAGAGGUUUAAAAGAAAAAGAAGAAGAAGACGAAGGAAUCGAGGAGGAAGAAGAAAAUGAAAGAGAAAAAAUUACAUGUAAGAAAAAGGAGCCACAUUCAAAAGGUAGACGUGUGGAAGAAAAAGAAGAUGAUGAUGACGAAUAUGAGGAAUAUGAAGAAGAAGAGGAGGAAGAAAUUGAAGAGGAAGAGAAAGAUGAGACUGAAAGAGCCCCACAUUCAAAACGCAUACACGUGGAAGAGGAAGAUGAUGAUGAAGAGGAGGAAGAUGAGGAGGAAACCGAGGAGGAGGAGGAAGAGGCAGAAGAGAAUGCAAGGGCUGGCGUAUCCAAGAAAGAGGUGCCACAUUCAAAAGCUGGAUGCAAAAGGGCCACUGUUUGCAAGGUGAGGGACCAAUAUGGUGCAGAUAUAUUCAAAAGUGGACGUGCAACUCAGCCAAAAAAUCCUUACUUUGUAAUGAAAAUACGACAAAAAAGGAAAAACCAGGUGUAUGUUCCUAUUGAUGUGGUGAGAGACAACAAACUUGAAAUCCCUCCAACAAUGAACAUUCGUGACUCUAAGGGCAGAGAAUUUGAGACAAAACUCAAAAAUUGGAAGGAUGGUAGAAUAUGGCUACGCGGAGGAUGGCGCAGUUUAUGCAGAAUGAACCUUGUGGAGAAAGAUGACAGGUGCAUUUGCGAAUUUGUGAAAGGAAAAGGCAAAAAAGGCCUUUACUUGCGAGUUCAAGUUCUUUAUGAAGGAGCAAGUUCCCAACCCAACUAGACGUAUAAGAAAUAGUUUGUUGCUAUUUAACAUAGUAAUUUAAUUAUUAUGGCCUUAAGUGCUCUUAUAAGUAGAUAAAUAUUGAAGAUUAAGUACUGUUAUUUGUUGACAAAAAUUGAAGACAUAUCUAAAUUGUAUUAAUAGCUCAAGAAAUUAUUAAGCCAA
Molecule: messenger RNA, 1460 nt
Organism: Lycium ferocissimum
Lineage: Eukaryota; Viridiplantae; Streptophyta; Magnoliopsida; Solanales; Solanaceae
Product: B3 domain-containing protein At5g60140-like
Exons: 4
Coding region: 228-1295 (355 amino acids)
Molecular function (GO): DNA binding
Source: RefSeq, a predicted model, not a curated record